Talaromyces proteolyticus is the source of this 615-nucleotide messenger RNA. Its product is annotated as 50S ribosomal protein Mrp49. Gene Ontology annotation, cellular component: mitochondrion. NCBI's taxonomy places the organism in Eukaryota, Fungi, Ascomycota, Eurotiomycetes, Eurotiales, Trichocomaceae. The record is from RefSeq and is a predicted model, not a curated record. Gene Ontology annotation, molecular function: structural constituent of ribosome. The transcript has 2 exons. Bases 1 to 615 code for a protein of 204 amino acids.
AUGGUCAACCUAUUCAAGCGGAUGCGAAAGCUCAACACACGUCUCCUCAAUGUCCGCAUUGGCACCGGUGCCGCCGUCCUGCCUUCCAUUGCCAACUCAUCAAAAGACCAACCAGCCAUCACCCGCAUACAUCUGACAUACGCCAAACGCAUGAAUGGUGGACACAUGGGGGCACGACGCUUCUGGCGCCAGUGUCUCCCGCGUCUCAAAUUCCACAAUCCAGCCAUCCAAAUGUCCGUCAAGCAGACGGACGACCAGGAAGGCCCCGCAGCACUCACAAUUUUCUUCUCCGGACAACCGAGGAAUACCCAACACCAUACCGACUCUAUCGAAGACAAAUACGCGCCAGCCCCCUCAGACUCGGAGAAGACUAUUGUAUUGGAUGUGAAGAAUAAUGAUUAUAGCCAGAUUUGGCAAAAGGUCAAAGAGGCCACGGGCGCAGAAGAUAUACAGGCUACGGAAAAGGAGCAAGAGGAGUUGGAAAAUUUCAGGAACAUGGAUAUUAAAUCCGAGCAAGAUAGGAUACGAGUAGCUGGCAUACGACAGGCGAAGAAAGACCAGGAACGUAUGUUGCAAGAGGCUAGAGGAGAGGUAGAAAAGCUCCGACAGCUAUGA